Messenger RNA from Amoebophrya sp. A120, 1180 nucleotides. The record is from the annotation of a GenBank genome assembly. Lineage: Eukaryota; Dinophyceae; Syndiniales; Amoebophryaceae.
AUGGCCGGCGCCUCGGGAAAAACUCAAGAUGCGAGUGCAUCACCGCAUCUCAGUCCCUACUUUUUCAUUCCCAACUUGAUUGGGUAUGGCCGGGUUAUCUUCGCCUUUGUCGCGUUUCACUACGCGUACACGGAUUGGACGCUGUUUAUGGGCUUCUACUUCCUCUCGGCAAUACUCGACGCCUUCGACGGGAUGGCGGCGAGGCACUUCAACCAGAGCUCACAACUCGGCGCCGUCCUGGAUAUGGUCACGGACCGGUUUGGGAGUAACAUAUUGCUCGCAAUUCUAGCGCAUCUGUACCUGGAUUACGCGCAAGUAUGCUUCGCACUCAUGGUGCUCGACCUCGUCUCCCAUUGGGCACACAUGUACGCGUCACUGUUGACCGGCUCCGGGUCGCACAAGGACAUGAGCAACGCAAACUUCUUCAUCCGCUUGUACUACAAAUCCAGAAUAGUGCUCUUCACCGUCUGUGCAGCGGAGCAGUUAGUCUACGCGGGGCUCUACGUCAUGUACUACUUGAAUUCGUUUUUUUUUGUUUUCGCGAACUAGUACGCAUCAAUCGAAAAUAAAACUAAUGCUCUUCUGCUUUUCUCGGUGCAUGAUCUUGACUCACACCCAUUAUUCCACAUGCACAACAGGUAUUUCACGUCAGACGGUGGGCCAACAAACGCCAUAAUUUUUCAAAUUACCUCCAUCGCAGUGAUGGUUGCCGUCCCUCUGCACGUAUUCAAGCAGGGCAUGAACUUUCUGCAGUUGUACUACGCCACCGAGGCACUAAACGAAUGGGACUUUAACCACAAAGCCACAAAAGCCGUGGCCGGCGGCGCCGCAAGAGGGACAAGUCGAGGCUCAAGUAGGAAAAGUCGAUGAAGAUUUACGAAGGAAGCAGGCCAGUACCGGAAGAUUUUCACGCGAAUCACGCUGCAGCUGUACUACUGCGAAAACAUGUACUGCGAGGCCUUGUUGUAUCACUGGACCAAAUCUUCGAAGAAGCAGGCACUUUCAAAGUUCAAAACCAGAGAUCAAAACAGAUGCGAGGCUUGUGCUUUUCGUGCCCGUUCAGCCAAAUUUGCUUUGCUCCGCACACGUGGAGAGAUAUAUAAGGAUAAGCCGUAAGUUGUCAUACCAUUUCGUUGUGUGACGAAGCAAACGAACCUGCGGAGAAGAAGGAGCAGCGGAG